AUGCGCAACAUGAUGGCAGACUUGGUGAAUUUGGCGCAGAGAGGUUUCGAGGUCCUGCGCUCGGACGAGGACUCAGAGGACGUUGAGGUUCUCCAGUUUUCAAAGUCCCCUGCCUCCUUGGAGCUUCCGACAGGUCAAAGAUACCGCCUCCAGGUGCGGGCCACUCUGUCGGACAGCAGACAACCAGGUGCUUCUGCUACCUGGACCUCGGCGCCGUCCAGCGCGGUCAGCGCCGAUCUGCGAGCACCCACCUCACCGGUGAAAGCGUCGCAGGCCACUUCGCCCAUGUCUCUCUCGAGCGAGGCUUCGGCAAAAAUGCCGAGCCUGCAAGUGCCCAAGGCCAAAGCCAAGGGCCGUGUGGCCGCCAAUUUCGGGGCCUUCAUGGCCGCAGCAGCUCCUGGUAGCUCUCCUCUGGGGGCACCAAGCAAGGCAGGGGCCAAGGUUGUGAUGGGUGGGUCCACCCGCCAGGCGCGGCCUGAUCCGCUGGCCGCUGCCUACCCUCGUGUCGUUGCAGCUGGACCUGCAGACGCGGCGAGCGAGAAAGCCGACAUAGCGGAGAGGCUCCGACUUCGUGGGCAAAGUGGGGAGACCUCCUUGGCCCACGAGUCGCAUCCGCGUUCUUCGAGCUUCGACUCCGACGAUGAGAGCCUGGCGAAGCUGUCCAUGGCUCUCCUAAGUCUGGAGAAGAACACAGCAGCCAGAGAAAAGAGGCAGCUGCAGGAGGUGGCCAGCGAGGCGGCCCAUCAGCUGCAGGAGAGACUGGAG
Molecule: messenger RNA, 765 nt
Organism: Symbiodinium pilosum
Lineage: Eukaryota; Dinophyceae; Suessiales; Symbiodiniaceae
Source: the annotation of a GenBank genome assembly